UUGUUGAACCUUUAAUCUCUAACUAUAUAUUCUUCCUGUAUGUUGGCUCAGCUCUAAGUUAUGACUCUGCUCAUGUACAUUUUAAUAAGUUCCUCAUUCACUCACCUCACCAAGGCGUAGAGAGAAAGAUGAGGUGAAGCUUUUACUCUUCGGGAACUUCAUAUCAAGUCCUUCACCUCUAUCACUUCUGGAGGAGAACAUGACUGGAUCCUGGAGACUAUUUCUGCUCUGUAGUCUCCUGCUAGGUGCUGGGUGCAACGCUGCAAAAUUUAAGGUCCUAAGCCCAGCAAGUGUGACGACACUCAAUGGAUCCUGUGUUACCGUUCCUUGUUCCUUCACCUUGGAGGAGAAGUAUAAAAGCAUGCUAAAGCCUGGAUGCAAAAAAUAUUGGUAUAAAAUUAAGGAUCAACCUAUAAUUUCUACAACAAUCAGGGGAAAUCUAACAGCGUACAACUGUACUACAACAUUUGACAACGUACAUGAAGACAAUGGUCCAUAUUAUUUUAGAAUUCAAUGUGAUGGAAGUCCUUUAAAAUAUAAUUUUUAUAAAAACCCAGUGACCAUCAGGAUCAAGGGGCUCCCUGAUGCACCUCGUUUGACCACCCCCAAGGAGCCGGUGGUGGAGGGGACUCCUGUGGAGCUGGGGUGCUCUGCCCCGUCCUACUGUGACACCCACCCCCCCACUGUGACGUGGACCCCCGCCCUGGGGCUCAGCACCCAGCUCCAGCAGAACGAUACCGUGACCUCCACUCUGACCUUCAACGCCUCCCUCCUUCACCAUGGAAACAAUGUCUCCUGCACUGCGGCCUACUACAUACCAUCUGGGAACAAAACUGUGACGUCUACAAGAUACCAACUCAGUAUCUCAUAUGCCCCCAGGAACACCUCUGCUGUCGGCAGCCCGUGUCUUCCAGCCAGAGAGGGAGGCUGCCUGAACCUGACCUGCUCCAGUCAUGCUAACCCUGCUGUCAGCGAGGUCACCUGGUACCGAAUACACGGAGAACACAUCCUUAAGAUCGGGAGUGGAUCUUCUCUAUCCAUCCAGCUGUGGAACGCCAAUAACGUUUUCUUCUGUGAGGUCAUGAAUGACAUUGGCACAGAAAAGUCUAAUGUCUACAAGAUCGUAAUUCAAGCUCCUCCCAGGAUCCUGCCCUCUUCAGCCUGCAGCAGAAUUGCAGCCUGGGUGCUAUGUUCCUGCUACAGCGUGGGCAGACCAUCACCGUCUCUGGAGUGGUGGUUGGAUGGGAAACUGGUGUUGGGUUCUGAAGACGUGUCUGUUAGCCAAGUCAACCUGGAGAACGCCACGUUGAGGAGCUCCCUCACAAUGAGGGGCCCUGCUGGUCUGACAGCCUUGACAUGCCACAGCUCCAACGCUGCCGGGAACACCAGCCAGGAGCUUCCUGUCCCCCACCUGGAUACACAGCCAACCCUGACAGACCAACUGCCCUGGAUAGCUGCUACUGCAGUGCUAGCCGCGGGUCUGCUGUUUGCAACAGUGUGUGCCGUAAGAGCUUGUAAGAUGGCCAACCAAACAAGACUUGGCAGUGAUGCUCUAAUCAACAAAGCUCCACCCAACCAAGGGAACCCCCAGGUGUUCUUCAAAAGUGGGGAUGACAUCUAUGCUAACAUUGAUACACUGAUGAACACGGUCGGACCGAGAGAGGAGCCUGUUGGAGCAGCAGGUUCCUCAGCCUUGACCCAACGGGAUUCAGAGGAAGCAGCAGACCCAGCAGCAGACAGGCAGGUGGCGGACUGUGAUGUCCUGUACACAACAGUGAACUGGAAGGAUAAAAAAAAUAAAAUAAAGGAGAUCGGGGCUAGAGGGAUGAGUUAAGGGCUACAUCGAUGGGUAAAAGCUAGAGGGAUGAGUUAAGGGCUACAUUGAUGGGUAAAGGCUAGAGGGAUGAG
Messenger RNA from Gadus chalcogrammus (walleye pollock), 1908 nucleotides. Its product is annotated as sialic acid-binding Ig-like lectin 14. The transcript is spliced from 9 exons. Lineage: Eukaryota; Metazoa; Chordata; Actinopteri; Gadiformes; Gadidae. The record is from RefSeq and is a predicted model, not a curated record. The coding region runs from base 200 to 1834 and encodes 544 amino acids.